ACUACUGUAGAACCACCCUUGCUGACUCAGUCGAGGGAGGCUGGCAGCGACUUCAGGCGUAUUUGCAGUUUCGACUACGCCAAAGUCAUGUGCUACACCAAAUUCGCAGUCUGCUCGUCUCUGCUCGAGUCCGCCGGCUCCGGCCUUGACGGAAACGCCACAUUAACGCAAGCCUCGAACUUGCCCACCUGUAAGUUUCGAUCCGUCAAUCGGCUGCCCUUGACACCGCAGACAAGGCGAUUUAUUCCUCCGGAGGCUUGGAGGCAGGCGUGGAUGCGCCGAGAGAGCAGACUUACGGACGAGGCUCGCUUUAAUGCCUGCAUCCGGAAUCACUACCGUUCAGGCGAGCGAGGAGCCUGA
Messenger RNA from Protopolystoma xenopodis, 360 nucleotides. The record is from the annotation of a GenBank genome assembly. Lineage: Eukaryota; Metazoa; Platyhelminthes; Monogenea; Polystomatidea; Polystomatidae.